UUCCCCUCACCUCCUCUGUGCUUGUUACGUCAGCGCCACGCAACAGCCGCCGCUACUAUAUAAGCGGUCCGAGAGGCAGAGCAGCCACCAGUCCCCGACGCACCUCAGCCCCCGACAUGGCCCUCAAGCUCAUCCUCCUGUCCGCCUUCGUGGCCGUCGCCUUCGCCGACACGGCUCCCUAUAGACCGCCCCCUCCUCCUCCCACCUACAGCGCCCCCGCGCCAUCCUACAACGCACCCCAGCCAGUGAGUCCCCCUAAGUAUGACUUCAGCUGGAACGUCAAGGACGACCCUUCCGGCAACGACUACGGCCACCAGGAGGGCCGCGACGGCUACGACACCCAGGGAUCCUACUACGUGCAGCUGCCCGACGGCCGCCUGCAGGAGGUCACCUACACCGUCAACGGCGACUCAGGCUUCGUGGCCCAGGUUAACUACCAGGGCGAGGCCCAGUACCCAACACAGCAGGGCUACGGCUCCGCCCCUUCCUAUCAGGCCCCCGCCCCGUCCUACCAGCAGCCCCGCCCGUCCUACGCGUAAUGCUCCACCGUCGUGACAGCCAAGUCUUUCACUCUCUGUAAAUACUCCAUUGUAUCAGUGCGUUCCUCCUUCCUGCAAAGCAAUAAACAAAGGUAAUAAAA
Scylla paramamosain (green mud crab) is the source of this 640-nucleotide messenger RNA. RefSeq names its product cuticle protein 21-like. The transcript has 3 exons. The record is from RefSeq and is a predicted model, not a curated record. Gene Ontology annotation, cellular component: extracellular matrix. The coding region runs from base 117 to 539 and encodes 140 amino acids. Lineage: Eukaryota; Metazoa; Arthropoda; Malacostraca; Decapoda; Portunidae.